CCAACGGAGAGACAAUAGAGGAACAGCAGAGGAUCUGACAGCCGCUCACCCGCGGUGUGCACAGGAGUCAACAGCGUUUCAUCCAGGCUCCGAGCAAAAUAACAGACUGGACAGAUGAAAUUGUUGAUGAUGUCCGAAUAAUUCACUUUAAUAAGCACUACGGAAUGACAGUCAGGGAUUGCGCAUCAUUUCUCCAUUGAAAGAUUUGUUACUCAUCUCCAUUGUUGUGUCUCUCUGGAACGAUGAGCUCCUCGCCGCUCGUGUCCCGUUCCUCCAAUGACAUCCUGGAGGAGCUGCAGCUCAUCACCGCCAAAAACCUGGAGAAGCUGGACUUCAAUAAGUACUAUGAGGUCAUCCGGGAGCUCGGCAAAGGCACCUACGGCAAAGUGGACCUCGUCGUCCACAAGAUCAGAGGCACAAAAAUGGCUCUGAAGUUCUUGCGGAAGAAAACCACCAAGCUGAAGAGUUUCCUGCGCGAGUACAGCAUCUCUCUCUACCUGUCACCCUGCCAUUUCAUCAUCAACAUGUACGGCAUCGCCUUCGAGACUGACGAAUACUACAUUUUCGCUCAGGAGUACGCGCCGGCUGGAGAUCUCUUUGACAUCAUUCCUCCCCAGGUGGGACUGCCGGAGAACGUUGCCAAGCGCUGCGUACACCAGGUGGCUAUUGCACUGGAUUACCUGCACUGCAAGAAGCUGGUGCAUCGUGACAUAAAGCCAGAGAACGUCCUGAUCUUUGAUAAGGAGUGCCGGAAGGUAAAGCUGUCAGACUUCGGGAUGACAAGGCGAGCCGGUUCUCCAGUCAAACGAGUAAGCGGGACCAUCCCAUACACGGCACCAGAACUCUGUGACCCAGGCCGGCAGGAGGGUUUGUGUGUGGACUACAGCACUGAUGUGUGGGCAUUUGGCGUGCUUCUGUUCUGCAUGCUCACCGGGAAUUUCCCCUGGGAGAAAGCGCUGCCCUCGGAUGCUUUCUACGAGGAGUUUGUGCGCUGGCAGCAGCGGAGGCGGCGCAGCAGUUCGGUGCCCUCACAAUGGCGACGGUUCACUGAAGAGGCGCUCUGUAUGUUUCGAUGCCUGCUGUCCAUCGAGCAGGACCGCCGAUGCUCCGUCAAAGAGGUGUUUAGCUACUUUAACCACUGCUGGAUGCUUGAUACUGAGAACGGCAACACCACCCAUAUCUCAAGCAGUAACGGCAACAGUGGCACGGUGAUGAACGGCCGCCAGGCUGAGCUCAGCUCUUCCUCCUCUGAGGAGGACGAUCUGGUAGACCGCUUAAACAAGCAGAGCUUGUCGCCUGUGUGCGGGGUGACCAAAGGAGGCAUCAUCAUGGAGCCAGUGACCACACACUACUCCUCAACAUCCACAAACAGCCCUGCUUCCUCCACCGGAGGUUAUGAGCGUGUGUCCCGUGACAAUAACGGCAACAGUGGGCGCAUUCUAGUCACGACACCAAUCGAAAUAUGCGUGUAGAGACAUCGCCGACUUUAAUCUUGCACAUAUACACAUGGGAUGACCAAAACAAGUCAAGUCCUCGUGAAGCAAACACAUAGAGGGAAAAGGCGGUAGCUGGUGCACUAGAUCAUCUCAAGAAGAGCCACUGCUUGAACGUUUUCCUGAUGACGAGUACCUCUGAGGGAAUGUGUAAGACAAUCGCCAAAGAUUGUGUCUCAACCACGUUUUCCACGUAUAUUAAGACCAAAAUGAAAGUUUUGUACUCUUUAGAAGAAAGCAGAAUGAAAAACUGAAGCAAUAUGUCGAGGUGAAGAGAUUUUUACAAACAUUUCACGUGGAGACAGGCGGUUUCUGAAGCACAGUGAGAAACGUGUCGGUAUUGUUUUGUGCUUGUGUGUAUCCCUGUGGUCAGUGGAUAUUGGACUUUGGAAGCUUAUUGGUUACUUGAUAAAUGUUGUACUAUUCAUUUUCAGUCUUCAGUCUUUCUGUUAUUUAUUUAAUAUUGUAGCAUUACAAUGUUUUAAUUUGCAGAGAAACUGCACUGUCAAAUAUCAAAUUGCUCACCAUUACACCAAAACUGGCAAGAAAGUCACUUGGGGCCAUUUACACAACACAAUCGUCAACUAAAAACUGAAUAUUCUCCAGAAAAUUGUUCUGACUGUUGUGAUAACAGUCUUACUUAAUGCCUAUGUGUUACUGAAAACUAGAGCACCAAACUCUAAAACAGCAAUGGUUGGCUGCUGGACUGUUUCUUCAGAAAGUGACAUCACCUCCCUGUUGGCCUGGCAAUCACAAUGCAGCAUUACACCUUGAGCUAAUCCUUCCCUUUUCUUUUGUACGUUCAUUGUUGUCAAGAAAACAUAGACCACUCUAA
Molecule: messenger RNA, 2328 nt
Organism: Danio rerio (zebrafish)
Lineage: Eukaryota; Metazoa; Chordata; Actinopteri; Cypriniformes; Danionidae
Source: RefSeq, a predicted model, not a curated record